CAGAGAUCUGUAAACUCGUAGACGACGACUAUGCAGUUUUUCGUUUGGAAAUAACUCAAAGCCAGAAAGAAAACAGGGUAUUGCGGAGGAAACUACUGGAACUGAAGGUUGCACGGGAGCGCGCAGAGAGGACUACGCGAGAGCGCGUCCUCGCCAGUCGUCCCAGUAGUGUCCGAUACAGAGGAAUGGCAAGAGGUGAAGGACAUCUCACUGGAGGCCAAAGGAGCUUUGUGAAGCCAGCGGUACACAAUGCAUGGAGAGAUGACCAGCCAAUCACUGUUGAUGAGGGGAGUGGAACCUCAACCCAGCACGUUAUUGUGAUAGAGUCUGCAGAUGCAGAGGCUGCAGUUCCAGGGGUCAAGCAGGAGAGGUCUGAAGGAGUGGAGGACCCACGGCACAGCAGAGACAUCCAGACUGGUGCGCCCCCUGUAGCUACGGAGGAGCCCACCACCACCCCAGUGCAGCCCAGGACCCAAUGCAGCUUCACGGAGGUCAGUGGAACGCCGAACACCGUCCUCAAGUCAGAGACAGACACCAAGACUUUAACUGUACACACAGGAUCUGACCACAGAUCAGACCCAGAGAGACUGGGCCUGGGGAGACUGGGCUGUCGUCCUGCUCCCAGGUCAAAGUAUUUACCAGUAUUUCACCAGAGGACGGUUCAUUCCUGUGAGGAUGGUGAUGGUGAUGGUGAUGAUCCAUCUUGUUCUUACGCUACAGAGAUGGACCCUGGCAACAUAUCCUUGGGUUUAGAGACACAAACUGAUCUGUCUAGAGGGGACUGGAACCAGUACAGUAGUAGUGUAUACUCUGAAGGGUGCUUAGAUAAGAAAGGGGAGGGUCUGAUUGUAGAUGAGGUGACUGUGAACGUGGAGGGUGAUGUUUGUCCCACAUGGAAUGCAGAUAGUCACCUAGGAGACAGACACUCACAGGGCAGAGAUUUCUUAGAUUACAGGGAAAGCUUAGAGACAAAUCCAAAUGUCGCCACCCACUCCCUUUUACACACGUUCAGGGAUCACGACCCAGAGUCCACGUCGAUGGGGCCUUCCGAUUCACACAGCAGCGUCCUUUUCGAUCAGGUAUUGAACUCAAACGACAAAGCUAGAGCCCAGGCUCAGGGAGGAGGAGCCACAUCAGGCAAUAGUAAAGAGAAACGGUUCCUCUGCAUGUUCUGUAACAAAGGCUUCAGCUGCCCCCAGAAGGUGGAGAUCCACCAGAGGGUCCACACAGGGGAGAAACCAUUCAGCUGCCCCCAGUGUAACAUGCGCUUCGCUCAGGCCUGCAGCCUGAAGAGGCACCAGAAGGUCCACACAGGGGAGAAACCCUACAGCUGCCCCCAGUGUGAGAAGAAGUUCUCCCGCCAGCACCAGCUGAAGACGCACCUGAAGGUCCACACGGGAGAGAGGCCGUUCGCCUGUACGCACUGCGGGAAGAGGUUCUCAGAGAGGAGCUACCUCAGGAUACACCAGCAGAAAAACCAUUCCACUCUAUAACAUAGAAAGUAACUAUUCCACUCGAUAGCUUCUGAUGUUUAGAUCAAACCCUGCAUUAAAGGGAGACUCAGUAGACGCACAAAGUAAACGGCAGUAGUGGGGCAAUUUCCACAACAACUUAGAGCAUUGAAGCGAGAGGCUAAACUUCUCUGCGGUUUUGGUCCCACAGCUGUGCACAUGCGCAAAUACUCUUUGUGACUAGGUGAGAGCAAAGUCUUGCAUCUCGCUCAUCGCAAUAUCUGCGGUGCUGCUUGUGGAAACGUCAUAACGCUGAGUCUUUCUUUAAAGACAAAGGUUAAUUUUCAUCCAAAGAUGCAUUUGGAAUAACGAGAGUAACAGAUUUCAGUGUUGAAUAUUUCUGGGUAGAAUAUUGCAUCCAGACAUUGUGUGAUAUAAAAGGCAUAUACAAGCCUAAAAAGUCUGUAACAUAUUGUGUUUGUACUGUGUAGGCUAUAUGAUGUUCACAAAUGCCUAUUUUAUACUACUUUAAUGAGAAAAUGAAUGCAGUUUAUCAAGGUCUCUUUAGUUGAGACGUAUGUGUUUUUUAAUGUUGUAUUUAAAAAUCGUUUAUGUUUAAUAAACACAAAAUGGGACUUUU
This is a messenger RNA of Coregonus clupeaformis (lake whitefish), 2091 nucleotides long. RefSeq names its product zinc finger protein 613-like. Gene Ontology annotation, cellular component: nucleus. The transcript has 3 exons. The record is from RefSeq and is a predicted model, not a curated record. NCBI's taxonomy places the organism in Eukaryota, Metazoa, Chordata, Actinopteri, Salmoniformes, Salmonidae. The coding region runs from base 186 to 1493 and encodes 435 amino acids.